AGGAAACUACCGUUCGGUUCUAGAGAAAGCGAAGAAAAAAAAAUGGCAGGAAGAUUGAGCAAUGUAGCAUCAAAGCUCAUGGGCGGAAACGGCAUCGUUUCACGCUCCGCUGCCUCCUCUCUCCGUCUCCGUUCCGGCAUGGGUCUCCCUGUUGGCAAACAUAUUGUGCCCGACAAGCCUCUUUCUGUAAAUGACGAGCUAAUUUGGGACAAUGGAACUGCCUUCCCAGAACCUUGCAUAGAUCGAAUCGCUGAUACUGUCGGAAAGUAUGAGGCAUUGGCUUGGAUGUGUGGUGGUUUGAGCUUCUUUGCAUCGUUGGGAUUCUUAGCUUGGUGGAAUGAUAAAGCCUCUAAGAUUCCAUUUGCACCUAAAGUAUAUCCAUAUGACAACCUGCGAGUGGAGCUUGGUGGAGAACCAUAGGUAGAUCUGUAUGAGCAAUUGUACGGUUCUUGUUGUCACUUGUCUCCCCAUGUGUUUCAUUUUACUUCUGGAACUCUGAACAGUUGAAUAAUGGAUUGUGGGUUUGUUGCUGAAGCAAACAUUUUGAACAAAUAUGCAUUUCCUCCUCGUCAUUUUAGGAUUGGUGCUAAAUCAUGAGAGAAUCAGAAUGUGGUGUGUGUGUGUGUGUGUGUGUGUGAUUAUUGGUGCUAAGCCAUUUUUAUGUUCAUCAAUGAAGGGCAAACAAAGGGUGAAAUUGCUUUC
Molecule: messenger RNA, 702 nt
Organism: Gossypium raimondii (Peruvian cotton)
Lineage: Eukaryota; Viridiplantae; Streptophyta; Magnoliopsida; Malvales; Malvaceae
Product: NADH dehydrogenase [ubiquinone] 1 beta subcomplex subunit 8, mitochondrial
Exons: 4
Coding region: 43-420 (125 amino acids)
Source: RefSeq, a predicted model, not a curated record